Nezara viridula (southern green stink bug) is the source of this 1394-nucleotide messenger RNA. Lineage: Eukaryota; Metazoa; Arthropoda; Insecta; Hemiptera; Pentatomidae. The record is from the annotation of a GenBank genome assembly.
CAGUACUUUCGUGAUUAAUUAAACCUGAAACAGCUGUUUUAUCAUAAUUAAUACGCAAUUUUACUGCUUUUAACCAUUUAUUUUAGUUUAUAUUUCCUCCUGUCUUCUGAAAUCUAUACGGAAGAGAACAGCGUGAAUCAUUUAUAAAACUACGCAAUCUAUUACGUGUGAAGGAAAAAUGUCCAUGGACAAAAAAUAAAGAAACAUAUGAAAAAUGAAUACAAAUGAGCAACAAAGUAGAAUUGAGGCGAAAGUUUUAUUUUAAAUGUUUUUUGGAUAUGUCCAUAGUGAAUUGGAACGCCCACCAAAUAACCUCUGUUGGAUACAGCAUAAUUAUGAUGUAAUGCAUUAAUGUAUCAUAUAUCAUUUGAACAACAACCCGUAUCAAAAUCCUGGGUCAGGUUAAAAAAAAAAUAGAUAAAAUCAGGCAUGGCCAUCAAAUAUCGAUAAUAGGCCGAAAAAUAAUUUUAUUAAAUAGUUAUUGACAACAUAUGAGAGGAGGCUAUUAAUUGUUUCAAAUAUGUUCUAUAAAUAACCUACCAUUAAGACUCGCAUUGAAGAGAAAUGUAUAGAAAUGUUUUUCAAAAGGGACUGGUCACCGUCUUCUACAGCUGUGGGAGCAAGCCUUUGGCCGAAUGGAGGCAGUAUAUCAAAACUGGAUUCUUGAGGCGCAUCACAGACGAACACAUCAGGUCCCUUGUCUUGGAGAUAAUGAGUGUAAAUAUCGUGAAUACCUACAUCACCUCUCCUCCGGAUCCCAACGAUUCUCUUGGAAUCAAACUGCCAUUUCUAGUCAUGAUAUUGAAAAACCUCGCUAAAUAUUUUUCUUUUGAAAUAAUGAUAGUUGACGACAGAGAUAUGAAAAGGCGGUUCCGAGUCUCUAACUACCAAAGCAAAUCAAGAAUCGGACCUUUUUGUUGUAACAUGCCGAUUGGAUUGAACCCCGGAUGGAAUCAGGUACAAUUCAACCUGGCGGAAUUCACCAGGCAGGCCUACGGAACAAGCUACGUGGAGACGAUGCGCCUCACAAUACACGCCAACUGCAGGCUGAGGAGGGUCUAUUUCUCCGAGAGACUCUUCGAAGAUGACGAACUGCCCCAGGAUUUCAAGCUCUACCGCCCAGAAUGAACAAGAUGCGGUCUGUUCAGAGGCUGCUCGGUGUAGUAUAUAUGUAAACUGUUGUGCAUCAUAAUACAUCAAUUAAUGACUAAUCGAAAGAGAUGAUUAAUUUCAAUAUUAUAAAUAUAGAUCCACAUCAUCAGUAUACUAAAAGAGAACAUUUCGUCAUAUUGUCGGUUGUAAAAACAUUUUUAUUAUUUAAUGAAUUUGAGGCCAACAGUCGCAAGCAAUUCAUUCAGGAGACUAACCAUAUCGUUAGUAGACAUUCAAGUCAC